AUGAUUGGGUACCAGUCACUGUCCGAGCGCGCCUCCUCGCUGUUAUCGCCAUCCUCGCCGCCGCCGCCCCCACCGCCGCCGGAGAUCUCGGAGCACCAGAAGCAGCUGCUCACCGACGCCUGGAAGACGCUCGAGGACGACAUCGCCAGCGUGGGUGUCAUCACGUUCAUCAGUUACAGCUUGUUCGAGACACAUCCAGAUGUGCAACAGGUCUUCAUGCCUUUCAACGGAAUCGCCAUAGAGGAUCUGAAGCACAGCAAGCAACUAAGGGCUCACGCGCUAAGGGUGAUGGCGUUCGUGCAGAAGGCUGUGGCGCGACUGUACGAACCUGAAGAGAAGCUGCUGACACUGCUGCAGGACCUGGGCCGUAAGCACGUCUCCUAUGGCGCCAAACAGGAGUACGUGGAUGGCUUCGUAAAUAUCGAGUGUCUAGAAGACUAA
Molecule: messenger RNA, 441 nt
Organism: Schistocerca americana (American grasshopper)
Lineage: Eukaryota; Metazoa; Arthropoda; Insecta; Orthoptera; Acrididae
Exons: 5
Coding region: 1-441 (146 amino acids)
Molecular function (GO): heme binding; oxygen binding
Source: RefSeq, a predicted model, not a curated record